AAGGUCAAAAAUAAAAGCCAACCGGUUCGAUAGAAUAUAGAAUCAGUCUGAAAUAAACACAACAACCGCAUUUUGGUUUAAAAACGAAAAAAUGGGAUCUAUGCUUGCUGUUCCCUGUACUUCACAAUCUAGAUUGGAUGGAAAAACGGCCGUGAUAACAGGAGCAAACACAGGAAUUGGAAAAAUAACGGCCAAAGAUUUUUAUAAACGAGGAGCCUACGUAAUCAUCGCAUGCAGAAACUUAGACAAAGCAAAUGAAGCUAUCCAGGAAAUAAAACAAGACUGUCAAGGUCAAGAAAAUUUGGGGCAGCUAAAAUCCGUCAAACUUGAUGUUUCAAGUCUAAAGUCUGUAAGAGAAUGUGCUGAAGAACUGAACAAAACCGAACAUAAAAUAAACCUUCUUGUGAACAAUGCAGGAGUAAUGGCAGUACCCUUUAGCAAAACAGUCGAUGGCUUCGAACUUACUUUUGGUACCAAUCAUCUUGGUCCCUAUUUGCUGACGUUGCUGUUGUUGCCUAAGAUUAUACAAAGCGGACCAGGUGCUAGGAUUGUUAAUGUUUCUUCUUCAGUGCACUCAAUGACUUGUUCUGGGCCAGAUUUCGAAGAUUUGAACUUUGAAAAAAGAAAAUUUAAUACUAACCAGGCUUAUGUAUACAGCAAAUUGGCAAAUAUUUUCUUUACCAGAGAGCUGCAUCGAAGACUCAGAGAUCAUGGUAUCGAUGGAGUAAAUGUUUAUUCCCUCCAUCCCGGUGCAAUCAAAACUGAUUUAAGUAGAAGCAUGAACGAAUCGUUGUUUCCAGGAGCUCGAUUCAUUUUGAAGGACCUAGGGGGAAUCUUCAUGAAGACGCCAGAGCAAGGUGCCCAGACCCAGAUUCAUUGCUCAGUCGAUGAAAAAUGUGCUGACCAGAGUGGAUUAUACUACAGUGAAUGCAAACCUGUUGAGCCCUCGAAGGUUGCUUUGAACGACGAUAUGGCAGCGAAGAUGUGGAAUGUGAGUUGGAAAUUGGUCGGAUUAGACGAGAAUUAUGAUCCAUUUAGAACAAGUAGUAACUAGUCGUAUUUUAAGAUAAUGUAGAAAUAUGUGGAUUCGGUGAUAACAUCGUUAUAAAGUAUAGAGAUUACAUAUUUAGUUUGUGAUAUGUAUUUUUGUAACAUAUAGUAUAGUGGGUUAAAAAUUUAACUAGGUUUAUAUUUUGCAGCCAUUGUUUGUAUAUAGAAUAAAUAAUUUUUAAUUAUA
This is a messenger RNA of Diabrotica virgifera virgifera (western corn rootworm), 1237 nucleotides long. RefSeq names its product retinol dehydrogenase 12-like. The record is from RefSeq and is a predicted model, not a curated record. The coding region runs from base 92 to 1054 and encodes 320 amino acids. The transcript is spliced from 4 exons. NCBI's taxonomy places the organism in Eukaryota, Metazoa, Arthropoda, Insecta, Coleoptera, Chrysomelidae.